AUGUCGGCUGCUGGCGCUGCUGAAAGGGCGUUGUCGUUGCCACCAAUUGGCAACCCUUUCUGGUCUGAAAGGGCCCGCGAAGAGCAUGCGCUGCAGCUGAUGAGGCCACAAGACCUACCAGGAGGUGAUGGACGUGAACGAGAAGGUCCAAGGACCGUGACGGUGAGGUGGCCGGAAUCACUUGGUGCGUUUGAGGCCAAGGAUUGGAUGGGAUGUCAUGAGGGACAGGUGAAGCGUGUCUCCGAACAUCCAGGUCAAGAUCUAGGUGAUGGAGUAUGUCUUGACGAUCGGGCUUUGCAUGGCAUGCGAGAUGGACUCCAACGAGGGCAUCGGGCUUUUGUGCACGGUGAACACCUUGAAGGGCAUCGGGCUUUGAUGCACGGGGGACAUCGAGAAGGGCAUCGGGCUGUGCAUUUCCAGCGAGAUGGUCAAGGGCUUCGUCAAGGAGAUCUUCAACGUGCUGGACAUCAAGAAGGGCAUCGGGCUGUGAUGCAUGGUGUUCAACAAGAAGUACAUCGGGCUGCACGGGUUGAUAGCAUGUCCGAGGUGGAUCGUCUUCUUCGACAAGGGCAUCUUCGAGGAGGAGAGCGUCGUGAUGAGCUGGGGUGGGAAUUGACUCCGGACGAGAUGGCAUGGCUUCAACGUGAGACUCCCAAGGAGGCUGAGACCCCCUUCAAGGAGGCUGAGACCCCCUUCAAGGAGGCUGAGACCACCAAGGCUGAGACCCCCGAGGAGGCUGUGAGACCCCCAAAGGAUGGCGAGUCUUGGAGUGCAGGUUCAAAGAUGUGGCAAUCGCCAAUGCCAGUGAUGGACUUCCAGGAAGAGAUGAGGUCCAUUCCAAUCACUCUGCCGGUUUUGGCAGAACCAGGAACAAAGAAUGCUGCGCUGUUGGCCGGUGAUUGGCUUACGCAGCUGGAGCCGCUGAUCGGAGAUGUAUCAGCGAGAGCUGGAAUUUGGUGGAAGCAGGUGGUGGAGCUCACGAUGAAGCGCUACAGAGAAUGGCUUCAGGCACCACCUUUACAGCGUCUCUACAUCAAGGCGCCUGCGGAUGAGGAGCUCCCCAAAGGUUUUGACCGACUUCGGCAACGGGUGUCCUCGAUGAUGUUGCAGGCCAUCCCCACUGCCAUCAAGGAUGAGGUCAUCUCCACCAGACAGCUCUCACCACAAGGAAUCUUGCUUCGGAUUCUUCGAGUUCACCAGCCAGGUGGACUCAAUGAAAGGUCAGAGACUUUGAAGUCCUUGACAGCAACGACCCCAGCCACAAAUGCGAAGGAUGCUGUAGAGUCGUUGAGGUUGUGGAAAAGGCACCACAACAGGGCUAGUGAGUUGGGAGCGUCUCUCCCAGAUUCAACUCUGAUGAUCAAGGCGCUGGACAGAACGAUGGAGCUGUUGCUCAACAAGUCCCAGCAAGCCAGCUUCAGGGUCAGCACGUUCAGGCUUCAGUAUGAGGUCGAUGUGAAUCCCAAUGACGUUGUGGUGAACAAGCUGUACGAGGUCUUGCUUGCGGAGGCCGAGCUCAUGGUCACGGCCAACUCUGAGGAGAAUCCAGCUGUCAAGCAAAUGCAGGUGCUUCCCAAUGGUAAAGGACCUCCACAACAACAAACUUCUCCUGGAAAAAUGUCAGUUUGCAAAUGGUGGGGUUCUACUGAAGGUUGUCGACGUGGCCGAGCGUGCAAGUUUCUGCACGAUUUGGACUCCCUGGAGGAUAAGUCGACCAGGUGCUGGCUGUGCAGUUCUACAACACAUGCCAAGAAGAACUGUCCGACAAAAGAUGGCCAACACCAGGUCGGGGGGAGUGGAGGAGGUGGUUCAUCUUCGACUGAAGGUACAGCGGAGGAUAAAAAAGAGAAAGAUGAGAAGGCUGAUCCAAACAUUGCCUCGAUGAACGUUGAUGAUGAUAAGAGGAGUGAGGCAAGUGUGAGGACGGCGAGCACAGGUGAUAGCAGCUUGAUGAACGAGGUGACCAAUUUGCUGAAGUGUAUGAGGAUUUCGAAUGAUGGAGAUCCAACAGUCAAGGCAAUGGUCAAGCAGGUCGUCUACUCUGAGGAGAAGAAUCACCGAGUGCUCAUAGACGGGGGAGCAACACACUGUCUGAGAAGGGCAUUAAUGGAUGAGUGGACCCAAAGUUGUGAUGUGACGGUCCACUUAGCGACAGGAACUGUCAAGCUCAGGCAACACCCCGAGAGGAAAACCAUCUUCACCAAGGACCACUGCCAGCCCAUUGUGCCGAUGGCGCUUCUGGUUCAAGCGGGAGCUCAGGUUGCAUGGGACAAAGAUGGAUGUAAAAUACAACACCUCGUGCAUGGCAGGCUGGAGGUCAAGAUGGAUCAAGGAUGCCCAACUUUGGAACACGAUGUGGGCAUGAGGAUCAUGUUGGAAGUGGAACAAAUGAUGAUGCGUGGUGACUUUGCAGUAAGGAUGCUUGGAGGAGUGGAGAAGUCUGAGAAGGAUGAAGAGAUGCUCAAAAAGUUUCAGGAGGUGAAGAAGGAGUUUCCCCUCGUCCCGGACGCCAUCCUCAACCGCAUCCCAGGACGAUCAAGCUAUGAUCCCACGCAGCUUCCACUCAAUAGAAAGAUGAGGAGAAGAUGGCUGAAACUUCGAGAUGAGAAGACCUAUGUCAUCUGCAUCGACAAGCUCUACCACAAUGGAGACAUGCUCAAUGAUCACCUGAUGGGCUACUUGGAGGAGGUCAUGGACUCUGGCAAGGUGGAGAUGUUCUUGAUGGGUCCACCAUGCCGCACAGUCAGCGCUGCAAGACACACUGAAGAUGGAGGUCCAAGACCUUUGAGGAGCCGAGAAGGUGAUGAGAGGUUUGGUCUCAAAGGGCUCAACCACUAUGAAAAGAAGCUGGUGGAGGACGAUACGGUUCUCAUGCUACGAGCUCAAUGGUUGGCCCGAAAAGGUAACAAAGCCAGUAAUGGCAUCAUGGAGUCCAUGCUGGAGCAGCCCAGGGAUCCGAGUGAAUACAGGGAGGGGAGCUAUCCUACGUUUUUGACAUGGCCAGAGACCAAGGAAACAGCUGACCAACUGGGAUGGCAAAAGGUGAUCCUAGAUCAGGGAGCAGUUGGACACCCAACACGAAAGCCAACGACCCUCCUCUCGGACAUUCCCGAGGUGGCCCAACUACAUGGUUUGAAAGAUGAUCGACCUCCACAACAUGACAGGCAAAAACUUUCUCUAGAGCAACGACUCGAACAGUCGAAAAGCUGGGCAGCGUGGGCAGAAGGUCUGAAGUAUGUCCUCAAAGUGGCCGCUAAGAGGAUCAAAAACACGCCCACCGCCGCCAUGAAAGUUGUCAACUUGCCCAAGAAGGAGGUGGAGUCAUGGAGGAGACACUUUGCUGCUGGGCAUGUGCCGUACCGCCGUGACUGUGGUGUAUGCGUUGAAGCUGCUGGUCGAGGAAGGUGCAGAAAAAGAAUGCAGCACCCAGAGGCGUUUUGCCUUUCUGUCGACACAGCAGGACCCUUCUGUGCUGGUGUUGAUCAGUCAAGAAAGAAGGCCAAGUACAUGCUCAUCGGCACCAUCACCAUCCCUACAAAAAAGGGGAGACCUAUGGUAGAAGGCUUGGAUAGGCUCAUAGCAAGAGACCCUGGAAAAGAUCAGCACUUGGACUCGAUGGAAGAGGCUCUCAUGUCGCUCUACGACCAGUACAAGGAGAUGGAGAAUCCCGAAGAAGACCCUUUGAAGAUCGAGGAUGAGAAAGACUCAAAGGAGAAAGGGGAGGAUCCAGUUGAGGUGGAGGCGCAAGAAGUUGAGGAGCGCGUCUCAAAAGAAGUGGAAAGAGCCGUGAUAGAGGAGAUCAAGGACUGGUCAAUGGAAAGUCUCACAGUGGCGAUCCCUCUGGCAAGCAGAAACAAGAAGGAAGUCGUAGAAGGUUUGACAUGGAUCUACUCAAAGUUGAAAUCGAUCCACAUACCUGUCCAAAGGUUGCAUGCUGACAGGGCUCGUGAGUUUGUGAGCCAAGAUGUCAAAAGAUGGGCACAGGCCAGAAACCUUCACCAGACCUUUACUGAGGGAGAUUCAGGAGAGGCAAACGGCCGAGCAGAACGAGAAGUGGGUAUCAUCAAAGCGCUCACUCGGGCACAACUGCUGGCAACUGGUGAGGACAAAUCACUAUGGCCUCUUGCACUUCGACAUGGUGCAGAACUUCGUUUUCGGCAACAGCUACUUCGACUUGGAGUGUCAACGCCAGCUCUCAUCCCUUUUGGCACUAUGGGCUAUGCAAAGAGGAAGAGAUGGGAGAGGGGAGAAAAAGGAGAAGCAGGACUACUGGCCCCUAUGAGAAGAGGGAAGAUCAUGGGUCCGGCUUCAUCAAUGUCUUUGACCUCCAAGGGGUACUACGUGAGGUUGGAGGACACUGGCAGCUACAUCUACUCCACGGCUGUCAUUGUGCCCAAGCCUAAGUCUGCCGACGCUUUCGAACAAGUUCGAGCCGAAGUACAAGAUCAACAACAAGGUGCGUGUCCCGAAUUGGACGCGAUAGAAGCAGAACUGUUCCCACCACAACUUCCACAACAAGUCUUGCAGGCUUCUCCACAAUAUCAACCUGAUGCUGCGCAAGUUCAACAACAUCUCGAUGCACUUCACCACGAAGAUGAUGGGUAUUCUCCUACAGAAAUGGCGGAGUCGGAGUACGACCCUUUUACAGAGCAAUUCAUGGCAGAGUUCGGUGAGGUGUAUGAGAGGCGUUACCCAGAGAAUGCUCCUGCAGAAGAACGUCGACGGUGUCUCCGGGGCAAACAAACAGUGCCUGCUAGACUUCAGGUCUUGAAUCUAGCAGGGGGGGAGUGCAGAGGAGGUAGUACAAGAGGAGGAGGUGAUGAAAAAAGUCUUGAAUGUCAAGGAUGUGGCCUUCUUCAGUACCAUCACUGUCCACCACAAGCUCAACAACAAGGAGCUCUCCGCAAAUGCGCUUUCUGCAACGAGUGGGGGGAGAUGAAAGUCCAACAACACUGGGCUAUGAGCAAGCUGAUCGGAGAAGAGAUGGCCCUCAUAGAUGGCAUCGAUGCAGAUCAGCAGAUAUGGAUGAAAACCCUGACCAAGGUGCAUGAGGAGCGGAUGAAGUUGGAGGAAGAGAUCUUGGAGAAGAAGCAAGAGGAGGUCCUUCAAGGCUACACCGUCUCCAACCAGGAGGUCAGGAACAAUUGGGAGGAUUGGAAAGCCCCCAUCGACAAGGAGUUAUCUACCUUGCUGGAGAAUGGUGCAAUCUCUCCGAUCACCAAGCAGCAGCGUGAUGAACUAGUUCAACAAUAUGGCACCAGGAUGGAGUGCAUCCCUUCAAAGAUCGUUGCUGUGGUGAAGGCGGGUGGAAAGAAAAGGCGAGGUUGGUGGCCUGAUGAUGCUGAGAAUAGCAGCUGGGAUGUCGAGUCGCUAGACAUAAAAGGAGCCUUUCUUCUGGCCCCACGCCGAAAAAGAGAUCCGUGCUACUGGUCUGUGAACAAGGCUGUCUACGGUCUGGUAGAAAGCCCAGCUGACUGGAGCGACUAUAGAGACAAGGAGAUUGCGGUAAUGCAAUGGAAACUCCACGACAAGAUCUACGAGCUCCAGAUGAGUGAGGAGACCAACAUGUGGCUCAUCAAAGAAGUUGGAGGAGAUGGUAGUCCCUGUGGCUAUCUUGCAACCUACGUGGACGACAUGCUGAUGGUGGGUCCGCAACCUCUACUUCAAGCUCUGAUGACCACCAUUGCCAACAAGUGGGAAUGCUCCUCACAAGAGUUUGCCGAAUUUGGCAAGGAUCUCCGGUUUUGCGGUAUGGAGAUUCGCAAAACUCCUCAAGGUUUUGACAUCCACCAGUCUUCUUACGUGAUGGACCUCUUGGCCAGGUAUGAAGUUGCCAAGACAGCCGAUGUUCCCAUGGGCAAGGUCGAAGACUUGGAUGAGGAUGAAGAGGAGAAGAAGGUAGACUUGGCUCAGUUGAGACAAGCUCAGCAACUGGCCGGAGAACUCAUAUGGGUGUCAACUCGAACAAGGGUUGACAUUGCCUUUGCGGUUGGUGCGAUGAGUCGAAGGUUGCAUCGUGACCCGACUGGAGCCCUGAGGAUUGGAGAACAGAUCCUGAGCUACUUGAGAAAGUUUCCAGGUCUUGGAAUACAAUACUCUCCUUGUGAGCCAACAGAGAUGGAUGAGAACCAGGUGCCAAGGAUGAUGGAUACGAUCGAAGUGUUCGCCGACGUGUCUUAUGCUCCUGGAGGUGAAGCGUACAGAUCCAUCCAAGGAGUGCUCACAACAAUGGGUGGUCAAAUCAUCCAGUGGCAUACAGGCAGACAGAGCCUGAUUGCAACCUCUACAGCCGAAGGAGAACUUUUGGCCUACCAAGAAGGUCAAAUUAUGGGCGCGAGUGUGGACAAACUGAGAGAAGUUCUGAAGAAGGGGAAUGGAAAAGGAAGAGCCUGGCAAAUCAGGCAUAUGGCUGGUACUCUGCUGGUAGCUGAUGGUUUGACAAAAGCCCUGCAGAAGCAAGCCUUUGAGGACUUCCUCAAGAAGCUCAAGAUGUCGGUGGCGGACCACCCCAUGCUCAACAAGGUGAAAAGCGAGGACGUGCCUAAGAACACCUCUGACACGCUCCAGCGCAACCAACAAACAGAGACCUACUACAAAAGGAUGAUGGCAAUUGCCUUGGCAGCCCUUGCACUUAUUCUCACAGGAGAAUUCCAAGUUGCGGCGGUUGUGCUGCUGGCUUUGAAGUGCUGCCAAAAGAUCUAUGCCGAGCUAUGCAGACGAUCAAAAGCUCAGCUACCAGAGGAGGUGUCAACUUCAAAGAAGAAAGAAAUGAAGAAGGUGACACAGGAGAUAGAGAUGAGGCUGAAGGCUUUUCAGGUGAGGUCUGAGGCUGCUGAGGAGCUGCCCCCCAAUGUGAGAGUUUUCACAAAUGAAAAGCCUAGAGGAGAUGAUCGCUGGUACCCAAUCCAGCCUGGAGGAUGGUUGAUCCGAAAGCAUGGAAAGCACCGCCAAAGAUGCUUUCACCCAUUGCACCGUUCGUGCCCUAUGGACUCCAUCCGAUUCGAACCAGUCAGGUUCACUGUGAUCUUUUAUGAAGAAGGAGGAAGAUCAAAGAAAAAGGUGAUCAAAGAUGAUUGGACAGGAACUCCUACGGUGAUGAACUAUGGGGAAUGGAAGGGCUACACGGUCUUCAAACUCAAAGAUCAACCUGAAGUUGCCCCCACACAGUUGGAUCCUGAGGAGCCUGCCCGAUCACAUGAAGCAUCUUGUGCUAGCGGUCACAUAGCUUGCGGCAGAGAAGAGGAGUCUCUGACCAGCGGCAGUGUGAUCAGCGGCGUGCGGGAUCAAGCCCCUGCACUAUCUACUGCGUUCCCUGAAACAGGUGGCUAUGGGGCUCGAGAUCCAAACCAACCACGUGCAAAAGCUAGAGGUCAAGUAGCUGCCAGUUCAGGCAUUUCUCUUCGACCUCAACCUCAAGCAGUACAACAACAGCCUGGCGAACUGGAAGAAGUCAUGAGGGGACUUCAACUCCUUGGUCGUCAAUACCCAGGCUCUGCUGCGACUCUGGCAGAGGAUCCGAUCUCUGACUUUGACGACAGUUUCGAGCUCAUCACGGACGAUGCUCCGCAACCACGCCCAGCACUGCGAGCGUUUAAGUUUUGUGGAGGUGGAGACAGUAACUCACCACCACCAACAGCUCGAGGAAGUCGAGACCCAGAGCCUUCCUUAGAGCUACAACGAAUAUCCAACGAUGAUGAGCUGAUGGACACUACAACGAGCAGCUCAAGUUCAAGCUCAGAAGAACUCCUGCCGGAGUAUAUCGAUCCACCAGGCAUCUGGAAUGACUACAAUCCAUGGAACGGCCUACCACUAGGACAUGAUCCAUGGGCUGAAGGAGUAGCUUCGUACCCACCUCAGAGGUCAGUAGCUGGAGUGCAAGCUGGCCCUACAGGAAUGUCAGACACUGGGGUGCAAGUGGGUUCUCCGAGGAUAGCUAUGUCAGUUGCGUCUUCCUCGGAUGCUCCUCCUACUGCGCCUGCCACAAUGUCAACAGCUUCAAGCUGGAUGCCAACAGACCCAAGGCCAAGAAAGGCACCCCCACCACCACAAAGUCCGUGGGUGCAGGCCACAAUACAAGAGCUGAGACAGCUCAGAAGAGAAAAUCAAAUGCUUCAGGAGCUUUUAGAACCUGGAGUAUUGAGGCAAGAUGAUAUCGCCACAGCUGCACAGUUGAUUGAGGCAGCUCAAGGAUGGCGUCACCAACCAAAGUCGUCGCCGAACCCAAAGACGCAGCCGCUGUCAGUGUUGAGGAGGCCUGAGGGAGCUGUAGAUGUAGAUGCGACGUUGUCAGGGCCAGGCCAAAUGCCCGGCAAUUCAGCACCACCUGUGCUGGUAGAUGCUCCAGCCUUGCCGCAUCAGUUUUCAGCUUUUCCACCAGUCAGGCAAAAGGCUCCACCAGUGACGUUGCAGGAGAACCAAAACCAACCAGUAGGACCUAAACCACCCCCAAAAGCUGUUUUUCUCAACGCUGUUGGUGCCCCAAUGGUCCCAAAUACGGUUAUGCCAAAAGCCGCAAAGCCGAAACCUCCAGUGCCACCGAAGUGUGCAAUGGACUGGCUUGGAGGAGCUCCUUUUUAG
Molecule: messenger RNA, 8577 nt
Organism: Cladocopium goreaui
Lineage: Eukaryota; Dinophyceae; Suessiales; Symbiodiniaceae
Source: the annotation of a GenBank genome assembly